GCGGUUCGGCUGAGACGAGAAAUCUUUUCCCUAGCCGUUCUUCUCUCUAGUAGAACUCGCUCUUGGUAGGGUCUAGAGGAGGUGAGGCGUUUGAUUCGUGAAGUUGUGCAAGAUACAAAAUUUAUUAACAUCCAUCCAGGCGUUUUGGUUUAUUGUUCCAUGAAUUUGGCAUUGAGUUGUAUGCGAAAGAGAUGAGCGAAAAUGAUGGCCCGCAGUGUUUCUAAGCGUCAUUUCUGCACUUCUUCUCUUGCACAUCAACCAUGGCUCUUCGUCGGAUUGGGAAAUCCUGGGGAUAAGUUCAAAGGAACCAGGCACAAUGUAGGAUUUGAAAUGAUUGAUGCAUUUGCAGAAUCGCAGGGAAUUUCCAUGGAUACCGUUUUCUGCAAAGCUUCGUUUGGAAAAGGUUUGGUGAGAGACGUGCCUAUUUUUCUUUCAAAGCCCCAGACUUACAUGAAUUUGAGCGGUGAAUCAAGCGGUCCAUUGGCACAAUAUUACAAACUUCCUAUUAACCGCAUUGUUGUGUUUCAUGAUGAUAUGAGUUUACCAUGUGGUGUACUUCGGCUUCAGCCUAAAGGAGGUCAUGCAGGUCAUAACGGGUUGAAGAAUGUGAUCCAUCAUUUUCGUGGAAUCAAAGACUUCGGUAGACUGAGAAUAGGUAUUGGUAGCCCACCUGGUCAAAUGGAUCCCAAAGCGUUUUUGCUUCAAAAGUUUAAUGCAAUUGCUCGAGAGCGGAUUGAUGCUGCUUUACCAGAAGGGGUUGAUGUUUUGAAACAAAUAAUACACAUUGGCUUCACAGAGAGUUCCAGACGAUUCAACAUAGAACAGAAGUACAAGCAUAUAAGAUUUCAGACAUUGCCCACAUAACUUAAAAAAAAUUGGCCUGUUUUUUGAUCAAACAAGACUUUGAAUUUUGGUUCAUGCCUUUAUUGUAUCUGUAUAUCAAGAUUUCUUAUUUUAAGUUAAUAUAUUUUAAAUUUUAUAUUA
Impatiens glandulifera is the source of this 984-nucleotide messenger RNA. RefSeq names its product peptidyl-tRNA hydrolase, mitochondrial. NCBI's taxonomy places the organism in Eukaryota, Viridiplantae, Streptophyta, Magnoliopsida, Ericales, Balsaminaceae. The transcript is spliced from 8 exons. Gene Ontology annotation, molecular function: peptidyl-tRNA hydrolase activity. Bases 202 to 864 code for a protein of 220 amino acids. The record is from RefSeq and is a predicted model, not a curated record.